This is a messenger RNA of Closterium sp. Naga37s-1, 237 nucleotides long. The record is from the annotation of a GenBank genome assembly. Lineage: Eukaryota; Viridiplantae; Streptophyta; Zygnematophyceae; Desmidiales; Closteriaceae.
AUGGCGCAAGCCGCGCUGACGGCGCUGGACACGUGGACGGCGCGGGAUUGGCGGAAGGAGGAGCGCCGGUGGCGCGAAGAGCUGCGCCGGUGGCGCGCGGAUGACGUGGCGUUCCGCGCGGAGGAGAGGCGAUUCAAAGCGGAAGAGCGGAUGUUCCGCGCUGUGCGACACAGGUGGCGCCACGAGAUAAUGCAGCAGCGCCACGUGGACAACGCCAUGCACCUGUGGGAUCGGUAA